CCAAUGAUCUGUAACAAAAAGGGGAAUAAAAUGUUGGGUCUGUCGGAUUUACCAUCGGUGAGAAAUUGGGUUGAUCGGCCUCUGCGUUGGACGGGGCAGUGGAUAUUCAACACAGAAGAAUUCUAGUUGAGAAGCUCAAAGCGAACGUCACAGCAGGAUCUGCCAGAAUUUUCCUGAAGAAGGGCUUAUGCCCGAAAUGUCGAUUCUCCUGUUCCUUGGAUGCUGCCUGACCUGCUGCGCUUUUCCAGCAACACAUUUUCAGCUCUGCCAGAAUUACCCAAUUUACUGUAACUUGAGUAUCAUUGGGUUCUGAACAUGGAAGAUAAAGGCAGCGGAGAAAAACCGUACAGAUGUUCUAUGUGUGGGCGAGGUUUCAAGCGAUCAUCUGGCUUGUCGAGACACAAAUGCAUUCACUACGGGGAAAAGCCCUGCAAAUGUGCGGACUGUGGGAAGCGAUUCACUUACCCAUCCCAGUUGGAAACACAUCAGCACAGUCACACUGGGGAGAAACCAUGGAAAUGUAGGGACUGUGGGAAGGGAUUCAAUUAUCCAUCCGAACUGGAAAUUCACCGGCGCAGUCACACUGCAGAAAAGCUGUUCACCUGCUCUGAGUGUGGGAAGGAUUUUGCUCACUUUCACACCCUGCUGAUACACCAGAGAGUUCACACUGGGGAGAGACCAUUCACCUGCUCCAAGUGUGGGAAAGGAUUCAGUACGUCAUCCCAUCUGCUGAUACACCAGCGGGUUCACACUAAGGAGAGACCUUUUAAAUGUCCAGACUGUGAGAAGUGCUUUAAAAGUUCUGGGGAACUGAUGUCUCAUCAGCGUGUUCACACUAAUGAGAGACCAUUCAGAUGCAUUCAAUGUGGGGCUAGAUUCAGGCACUCAUCUCAAUUAACUGUACACCAGCGAGUUCACACUGGGGAAAGACCGUUCUCUUGCUCCAUGUGUGGGAGAAGAUUCACUCAAUCGUCUGACUUACUGAAACACCACCGGGUUCACACUGACAGGAGACCUUUUAAGUGUACAGGCUGUGGGAAAAGCUAUAAAAGUGCUGGGGAACUUACGUCCCAUCAAAGGACUCACACUGGCGAGAGACCAUUCAUGUGCUCUCACUGUGGGACUGGGUUCGGGCGGUCAUCUCAGCUCACAGAACACCAGCGAGUUCACACCGGAGAGAGACCAUUCACCUGCCGUGAGUGUGGGAGUAGCUUCACUCGGUCGUUCAACCUGCUGAGACACCGCCGAGCUCACACCAGGGAGACACCGUUCACCUGCUCAGAGUGCGGGAAGGAAUUCACUCUCUCAGCUCACCUGGUGCUGCACCAGUGCAGUCACACUGGGGAGAAACCGUGGAAAUGUGGGGAGUGUGGGAAGGGAUUCACUUACCCAUCCAAACUGGAAAUUCAUCUACGCUGUCACACUGGCGAGAGGCCGUUCAUGUGCUCAGAGUGUGGAAAAGGCUUUGCUCAUUAUUCCAACCUGCUGUCACAUCAGCGCGUUCACACCGGGCAGAAGCCGUUCACCUGCCCACAGUGUGGGAAGGGAUUCACUCGGUCAUCUAAUCUGCUGACACACCAGCGAAUUCACACAGGGGAGAGGCCGUUUGCCUGCCUGCAGUGCGGGAAGGGAUUCACUCGGUCAUCGCAUCUGCUGAGACACCAGCGAGUAAACGCUGGAGAGAGACCGUUCACCUGCUCUGACUGUGGGAAGGGAUUCACUCAGUCGUCCGACCUGCUGACACACCAGCGGGUUCACACUGGGGAGAGGCCAUUCACGUGCUCAGAAUGUGGGAAGGGAUUCACUCAGUCAUCCCACAUGCUGAGGCACCAGCGAGUUCACAAGUAACUGCAAUCCAGGGAUUUUGCCGAGUCACAUCCAUGAACCAUGGUCACCAGGUUCCACUUGUGCUGUUAAUAACCCCAGCCCUCUUGUCGAUGUUAAUACUGUUGUUUAAAAUUCUAACACAUUUGUGGAUCUGUAGGAUGAGAUUGAGGACAUUAUUCCAACUUGCAACUUGGUAGAGAUUGCAUAGUGUGUGAAAAACCGUUUUGAGUCAUCGGGACUGAUGAAACAUCAACCUGUAGCUAAGUCAUUGGAUUUUGAUGCUGUUGACACUCAGCUUUUUACCAUGUUUUCUGGGGUCUGUUUCUGAUGAUGUUUAUAAAUACCAGUUCGGUUAUAUGUGUGGGAUAAAAUCAAAUAAAUAGGCUUUCUGUUAAA
This is a messenger RNA of Chiloscyllium plagiosum (whitespotted bambooshark), 2223 nucleotides long. NCBI's taxonomy places the organism in Eukaryota, Metazoa, Chordata, Chondrichthyes, Orectolobiformes, Hemiscylliidae. The record is from RefSeq and is a predicted model, not a curated record.